AUGGAAAGCUUGGAAUCUCUCUCUCUCUCUCUCUCUCUCUCUCUCUCCCUCUCCGUUCUUGGUAUGGUACGGUCUCCCCUGCAGCACAACACAGCAACUGCCAACUGCCAACUGCAUCAUCCAACACUCACCCCCAUCCCACCCGCAACCCCCGCGAAAGAAAUUUCUCAGCUCCCUCGGCCAACCGCGUCUCCGCACUUCUUCCCCCUUCCCACCUUGGCCCGUCUAUUGCGCGCAAAAAAAAAGAAAAACAAAAAAAAAGGAAAGGGACCAGCAGCCUCCUUGCUGCCCAUUAUCGACUUUGUCUCUGUCGCGUCUAUCGCACCUCUUGGCGUUCGCGUGCCCCUCUAUCAAGACGGAGGGGUACGGCUGCCGCACAUGGGCGAUAGUCUCGUAACAGAUAUGACGGCACCAGUGGGCAAGGCAGAGGCUUCGCGCGAUGGGUCGACAGACUCUAUCGGAUCGUCGCCAGAACCCGGUCUUACGGAGACCUAUCCCCAGGAAGAGCCCCAGCAGCAAAAGCGCAAAGGCGGCCGCAAACCUAGCGUAAGCAGCGCAACAGACAGGCGCAAGCCGCCUUUCGUGAACGCCGCACAGAGUACAUCAAGCAGCUCGAGAGUACCAUCAAGCAUCAUGAAGAGACGCUGCAGAAUCUGCAAAACAGUCACCGCAACGCCGCCGACGAAUGCCUUAUGCUCCGGUAUAAGAAUUCUCUGCUUGAGAGGGUUCUACUAA
Messenger RNA from Plenodomus lingam JN3, 735 nucleotides. NCBI's taxonomy places the organism in Eukaryota, Fungi, Ascomycota, Dothideomycetes, Pleosporales, Leptosphaeriaceae. The record is from RefSeq and is a predicted model, not a curated record.